Oryza brachyantha (malo sina) is the source of this 2065-nucleotide messenger RNA. Its product is annotated as OBERON-like protein. Bases 1 to 1893 code for a protein of 630 amino acids. The record is from RefSeq and is a predicted model, not a curated record. Lineage: Eukaryota; Viridiplantae; Streptophyta; Magnoliopsida; Poales; Poaceae. The transcript has 2 exons. Gene Ontology annotation, cellular component: nucleus.
AUGGCAACCUCAUCCCGUGCAAAUUCCCAUCAGCGGAGCCCAGAGGAGAUGCCACCUCCUUGCCAAAAUGGCCACCCCACAGGCCUUCCAACAUUGCUUUCUCUGGCCUUACCAAACCAAGACCCCUUGCUAUAUUCUGAUCCACAACACAAUUCCAUCAUAGUGAGUGCCGGUUCCAGAUCAGUGACAUUGCCUGGGGAUCUGAGCAAGAUCAGUGGUAACCCUGCUGCUGCCCUAGCAGUAGCUGUGAAAAUAGAGGAUAUGGGGGAGGAGCCUGUGACUGUCCUGGACAUUGUUCAGGGCAAUGUGGGCAUUGUUGCCAACAAGAUGAUGCUCAUGCAGGAGAGGGCCUUGGAAGAACUCAAGGUUGCGACCCGGAUGCUCAUCGAAGGCACUGGUGGUGAUGAUCAUGGCCUCUCACAUCUUCAGAAGCACAUUCAGGUUAGGCCUGACAUCACACCGGCCGUGCUUCUAGCAGCUCACCAUGUGCAGCUGGAGAUCCUCGUUGCCAUCAAAACCGGGAUCGUGGCGUAUCUCCAUGAAAAUGUCAACACGCCUCGGAGCCGUCUCGUUGAGGUUUUCUUUGAUGAGAGGUGCAGGAACAUGGCCUGCCAGAGUGCCCUCCCUGCCCGGGGCUGCAGGUGUGGGAUCUGCUUCUUCAGGAGAGGCUUCUGCAGUCUCUGCAUGUGUGUGUUCUGCAACCAGUUUGAUUUCAACGUCAACACAUGCUGCUGGAUUGGAUGUGAUGGCUGCUCCCACUGGACUCACACUGACUGCGCAGUUCGUGAGGGGAUGAUCAGAAGUGCACUGGCGGUUAAGGAUGGGAUUGGCCAUGCUCAGACUCUGUUCAUCUGCACGGCCUGCCAUGGGACUUCUGAGCUGCUGGGGUGGGUCAAGAGUGUGUUCCAACAUUGUGCUAGGAUUUGGGACGUCGAUACAUUGUCGCGAGAACUUGAGUAUGUUCAUAAGGCAUUCGGUGUAAGUGAGGACAUGAAAGGGAAGAAAUUGUUCGAGAAAUGUGGUGAUCUGAUUGAAAGACUAGAGGCUUUUCCGGCUGAAUCUGCGAUUCCUGAAGUCCUGCUACAGGCACUCCAAGAGCUUGAGCUUGAUGAAGAUGAAGUUCCCGAGAUCACUGACGAUGAAGAACUGGUGCAGCAGAACACUGAUCUCGACGAUGUCUGCAACUAUCAGUUCUCUGAUUACGUUCAAGAGGCUGUCGAAACGAUGGAAAUUGCUGCAGAUAAGAGAGCCGAAGCGAACAAGAAGACUCGCCGUACUGUGGCGACGAGCACCGGCGGCGAGCUCGUGGCAAUGGAGUGGCCGAGGAAGAAGGAGCAGGGCAAGCAGGCCGUGGAGCUCAUGGUGGCGGAGGAGCUGCACCGCGUCAUCCGGCUGAAGAAGGCCGAGGCCGAGAUGUUCCACCACAAGGCGAAGGAGGCGCAGCAGGAGGCCGAGCGGCUGCAGUUCGUGGCCAUGGCGAAGCUGCAGAAGGCGGAGCGGGACUACGCCGACCUGUACCUGAAGCGCCGGCUCGAGGAAGCCGAGGCCGAGAAGGAGCUCCUCUCCCACAAGCUCAACAACACGGAGGAGAACCAGCAGAGGCUGCUGGCGAGCGGCGGCGGCGCCGGCGCCGGCGCCGCCGUGCCGGCGCAGAACAUGAUGCUGUGCAAGAUCCUCGACGCGCUGAGCGGCAUGCCGGCCUCGUCGUCCAAGUCGGCCGCCAUCGUGUCCAAGGCGCACGAGCUGCUUCGCGAGGCCCUCAGCAUGCCGCGCUCCAGCCUCACUUCUGCCGUCGUCUGCGCGCGCGGGAGGGAGGAAGACGAAGACCCCCUGCAGAUGGUGAUGCUGCACGAGAUCCAUGACCUGGUAAUUACCAUGAUCAAAUCGAAGUGACGACAUGUUUGUUAUCGAUCCGGUGUACUGGUAAUCUCUCUCUUUGGACUCUGGAAAAAAAUACUGUUCCAAGCUAUAGUAGACUGUUCAUCAGUGGAUUGAUUGUGUUUUACCGUUUACCUGUACUGCAGUUUAUCAGUCAAAUACUCAGUUUUUUACUGUCUAAGUGCUU